UGCUGAUGCUGGGCAGAUUGCAUUUAUCUCCGCAUCUCUGCUCCGCUCCUUUUAAUGCUGCCACUGGAUGGCUGCGCUUCGCACUUCGACGUGAGAUCAUUCAUUUAAAUCUGAUUUAAAAAAAAAAACAAGCGAACAAACAAACAUGACAGAAAUUAUUACUUCAGAUCCUUUCCCGAUUCCCAACCCGACUAUCGUGGAUCCGACGGCUGUGCAAAACGGACAAUGCGCCGCUGCCCAGGAUCCGAACCUACCCAAGAGAGGGAGUCAGGGCGAUCUUUUCAAUAUGGACCGGGACAAGGAGAUGAAUAUCACAGACACCGUUGAGUCAGGUCAAGGUCUCUUGGAGAGCAGUAUGCGCCUGAAGCCUCAUGAAGCGCAGAGUUACAGGAAGAAAGCUCUAUGGGUGUCCUGGAUCUCCAUAGUGGUGACGAUCAUCCUGGCUGUGGCAGCCUUCACUGUUUCGUUCAUGAGACACAGUGCAUCAGCUUUUGGAUUUGCUUUUGAUGCGACGUUAGAUGUUCUUUCCUCCAUUAUAGUGCUGUGGCGCUAUAGCAACGCUGCAGCUGUGCACUCUGCCCACAGAGAACACUUAGCCUGUGUGAUCCUCGGAGUGAUUUUCAUCUUGUCCUCUUUGUGUAUUUUGGGGAAGGCCAUCCAUGAUCUUGCUACCGAGCUUCUUCCUGAAGUGGAUGACUUCCUGUUUAGUGUUUCCAUUGUCAGUGGCAUCACGUGUGUUAUUCUGGCUGUUGUUAAAUUCAUGCUGGGGAGGGUUUUAACCAGCAGAGUCCUUAUUACUGACGGCUUUAAUUCUUUGGUCGGAGGCAUCAUGGGCUUUUCCAUCCUUAUAAGCGCCGAGGUGUUUAAACAUCACCCAAAUGUUUGGUAUCUGGAUGGAACCAUCGGGGUCCUGAUUGGACUCGUCAUUCUAGCUUAUGGGAUCAAGCUGUUGGUUGACAUGGUACCACGAGUAAGACAAACUCGAAAUUAUGAGCGCUUUGAGUAAUGUUGGGUCAGAGGAAAAAAGCAACAGUUUGGAUCCAUCCAUGCUGCGGCUUCCAUCUCCAUCUCCAUCUGCCCUGCCUCUCUCUCAUCACACCCAAAUACUCCAGGAAUAAUGUCUGCUGGCAGCCAAUUCAGCAUCAUCUACUAGAGUCAUCACACCCACCAGCUUCUGAGAUCCUCUUCACUCGGCACAAGAUCUUAUGGGUGAAGAGGAGAUGAAUCAACAUAUAUAUACAGAGUCGGCGGGACCAUCAGUGUUUGUCCAGAUUCUCUAAACCGGUACUCCUGGAUGGAAGUUCUGGUUUCAAAGGGAGAUCAGCAUUUCUCGUGUCAUUUUACCACGGCCUUGAAAUCACAUUAUAAUUAGUAUUUUGAUUUUAAUUUAUAGAGUAAAUGUUGGUAACUAUAAUGACAAAUCAUAUUAAUUUGCAUCUGAAACCACUUAUAAUGCACCUUUGGUGGUCAAACUAAUAUCUUUCUGUUAAUAGCCAACCUACGUCAUAUCUUUGGAGCUGUUGCCAUGCAGAAUGGGUAUAAAAUACACACUCUGUAAGGUAUGUUUAUAUUUUACUGUAAAAUAUUGUAUAUAACCUUUCAGAGAUCUGCACUUCAAGCGUAAUACUCAUUUUAAUAAAGAAAGCACAUGCACUGGCCAGCAGGUAGACACAAACAUUUGUUCAAGACUUCUCACAGACACAGUUCAGGGUUGUGUGUGCAGAUAGUGGAAGAGAAUAACCAGCCAAAUUUGCUAUGAUGAACCAGUGAUUUACUUGGCAUGCAUUGGUGUGCCAGUUUAAUUUAUUGCAUUUGUCAGAUAUUCCUUAGUGCCAAGUAAUAAACAGCCUGAAGUAUCAUCUGAUGUACCAAUGAAUGAUACAGAAUCUUGAAGACAGAGAAAGAAUGACUGGUGUAUUAUAUUGGGCUUGUGAAGGGGACAGUGCAUUCCAUAAUAUAGAACAAAUCAUUGUGAAUAUGAAGCACAUUUUAGUAUCUCUCUGUUUAACAGUACUAGUUGGAAAUAUAUAAUAAACUUUGUCUUUUAAUUUGUUUAGUCACAGAGAUUGAAGCAUAAACCCAAAUGUUGUCAUAAGCAUUUGUGAUCUACUUGUAAAAAUAGCACAACAGCAAUUGUAAAUUGAAUUUAUAGCUUUAUUUAUUUGAAAUGGAGCCUGUUGGUUACUAAGUGCACAAAUAUAACAUUUUAAUCUAAUGGUUUAGUACAAUAUACAGUUUGUCACUGAUUAUUGUGUCCUGAAAAGUACAGUACAUUUAUUUUUGUUAGAGUUAAACAAAUAUCGACGUGCUGAUGAAAGCAAUUGGGCAUCUGUGGGAAAUGUGUUCUUGCAGCAACACACACACACAAUCAUAUAUGUUGCAGAGAAUGUCAGAAAUAUAUCAGAAAUCAUGUUUGUCCUUUUUUAAAUAACAUUUUGAACUAACUUUUAAACAAACAUUUUUGGCAUAAGUUUCGUCCGUCUCAUAUUUGUGGGACAGCGGUGUAACUGAAUGUAAAUGACUGUGACGAAUUCACAGCUCACCUCCUGCAAACUGAUAUAUCACACCAAUAUAAACCGACAAUCAUGAGCCGAAAAAUAACUGCAGCAAAGCCUCCCAAAGCCUCAUGUUUACUGUUCAAUGUGAUCUCAUCUGAAGAGAGAAACUUUAAAUCAGAAUAAUACUUAUAUUAUAUUUGUUGUGUUUUCAUCAUCAGGACAAGGUUGUUGGUUUUCAUUUAGACUAUUUAUUAUCGGUUUGGUUUUCAGAUGAUACCAUUGCCACAUGUGUGGUUUAAUAUAUUGUUCAUUCUAUUUACAGUAUGUAUCAAUUGACAGCUUGAAUAUUAUUCAAAUUCAGUGUUUCACAAUCCUGUAGAGUGCUGUAUUGACUUAGAUAUGUGUAUGUGUAUAGCUACCAGUGGUAACUGGUAUGUCAAUGUGCCGGAUGCUGUAUUAUGUUUACAUAAUUUGGUAUUAAGUACUACUAAUACUGUAAUAUUCAGAUGUCAGGUCACAACUGCCAGGUAAGGCAGGAUGUUUGUUAUUGCUCAUUUGCAUUAUUCUGAUCCUAUGUUUUAAUAAUGUACUGCUUCGUAAAUAUUUAGGCAUGUGUUACAGUAGGUCCUAAUGUACCAUCAAUUGACAUGUUGGAGAAUGGUGCUAUGGUCAUAGACUUAGUGGCAAUAGUUGCUUUUGCAUUACUAUAAAUAUCAUCAGGGUCACACAAUGAGUAAUAUUGCAACAUUGGCUUAUUUGUUACAAUUGUAAAAAUCACAGAUCUGUCUAGAUUCCAAAGAUGAAACUGUUAGACUACUAAAGCACCAGACCCUGAUUAAGCUGGUUCAGACAUAAAGACAAGUCUGUUCUAACGCUGUACUGUAGUCUUAGCAUUAACGUAAGCAAUACUCACUGCUAUGCUUUGCAUGUAAAGAAAACCCGCACCCAAAAAUGAUACCCAAACAAAUACUGACACAUGAGCACACGCAUGCAUAAGCAAAUGCAGACACAACAAUAUUUCUAAUGUCAAAUCAUGUCUGGCACAUAAACCGAAUGUAAAUAAAUAUUCUGAAUGUACAUUUAUUUCAGUAGUAAUACUGAUAUAUAUAUUUCUGUAGAACAUGUGGAAGAUGAAUAGCUUAACAUUAAAGGUUGUAA
Messenger RNA from Triplophysa dalaica, 3656 nucleotides. It is a transcript of the gene tmem163a, whose product is annotated as transmembrane protein 163a. Lineage: Eukaryota; Metazoa; Chordata; Actinopteri; Cypriniformes; Nemacheilidae. Gene Ontology annotation, molecular function: zinc ion binding. The coding region runs from base 146 to 1006 and encodes 286 amino acids. The transcript is spliced from 8 exons. Gene Ontology annotation, cellular component: synaptic vesicle membrane. The record is from RefSeq and is a predicted model, not a curated record.